UCUAUGGUAACAACUUGUAUAUAAAUAAUAAUUUGUUGUUUAUUAAAUUCAACAUUGGUAAUAGUUUUGGAUAAACAUAUGCAGUGUAAUAAUUGUAUAAAAAAUAUAUUAAAAUGUCUUACAAUAAAUCGAAAUUACAAAAAGAGAAUAAAAAAGGAUUCAAUUCGUCUCAAAGGAAAGACUUUGAGGUGAUAAAUGCAGAGCGGAGUUCUUUACCAUUAAAUAGUCAUCUUGUAUGGAUACCAAGAAGUUCAACUAUUUCUAAGCAUGCCAAUAAUAUAGAUAGUUCGUCUAGAACAUCAACUAAAUAUGACGAGACCACAGAUAAUUUGAAUCACAGUUCAUUGCAAACAAACAAAACUUAUACCAUCGUUAAUAUAACAUCCAAUGGAUCAUCAAAAGAAAUAGUACCAAUUAAUGCAUCGGCAGAGACAAGACAAGAUAUUGUUUUUGAUAGACCACAGAAGACAAUUACAACGAAGGGAAAUGAUAGUUAUUUGAAAAAAUCGAAAUACACUACUGAUGAUUGUUCUUUAACAAUAAGAAAUGAACAAGAUGUUUUGUCUAUAACUGAUCAAUGCACGCAACUAUUAGACGACUGCUCAUUGAGGGAUCGCAUAGAAGAUGUGAUUCAAAAGGAAAAAGACUAUGAGUUUGAUAUAUUUUUUAUAAAUGAUCAACAUCAGUUAGAUGUGAAAAAAAUAAAGAUUUGAAAUUAUCUCUGGAAGUUACAGUCUAAUAAAGGGUGGAAUUUUAAAACCACAAAUAAUAUAUGUGUAUUGUAUUUGUUACUUUUUAUUAAAUAUUUUGUUUGAU
Molecule: messenger RNA, 816 nt
Organism: Acyrthosiphon pisum (pea aphid)
Lineage: Eukaryota; Metazoa; Arthropoda; Insecta; Hemiptera; Aphididae
Exons: 5
Coding region: 114-713 (199 amino acids)
Source: RefSeq, a predicted model, not a curated record